Penicillium chermesinum is the source of this 3300-nucleotide messenger RNA. RefSeq names its product cation-translocating P-type ATPase. Gene Ontology annotation, biological process: proton transmembrane transport; intracellular sodium ion homeostasis; potassium ion import across plasma membrane. The record is from RefSeq and is a predicted model, not a curated record. Gene Ontology annotation, cellular component: membrane. The transcript has a single exon. NCBI's taxonomy places the organism in Eukaryota, Fungi, Ascomycota, Eurotiomycetes, Eurotiales, Aspergillaceae. Gene Ontology annotation, molecular function: ATP binding; P-type sodium:potassium-exchanging transporter activity; ATP hydrolysis activity. Bases 1 to 3300 code for a protein of 1099 amino acids.
AUGGACCAUAAGGCAUCUGAGAACAUCACCAGUAUCGAUGUGGAGGCAGCUGCGGCUGAGGCUUUGGAUGAGGAGCGCAUCGGCCGCCGAGGAAUCACUUUUGAGGAUUCCUCUGUGACUGAUGUCGAUGGCAUGCGAUCUAUCUACCAGCCUACCCAGGGCGGCCGACCACGUUCGAUGAGCCGAGAAUCCCGCGGCUCACGCAGUGGAAUUAGUGUUGCCGAUGGACCAAGCAAUGCUGGACUCCCAAUCGAAUUCCGUACCCUUUCCAUUCAAAUAUCGGAGUCUCAGACACGUCCGAAGGAGGUAGUCACGGAGCCCCCCAAGGAGAAAGUACCCAACCAGGACUAUUUCGAAAGUCUGGAUUUCCACCAUAUUUCGCAAGAGAAACUGUGCCAGGAGUUCAAUGUCGAUCAGCGCACCGGACUGAGCGCUGAUGCUGCUGCCAACCGACUCCAGCGCGAUGGUCGAAACGUACUCUCUCACCAUCGUGAAAACUACGCCAAAAAGUUAUUCUUCUAUGUCUUUGGUGGCUUCUGCUCCAUCUUGUGGGUGGGAGUCAUCAUAUUCUUUAUUUGCUGGAAACCCCUCAGCAAUCCGCCUUCUCCUACUAAUCUUGCCCUGGCCAUUCUGGUCAUUCUGGUUAUCGUCCUGCAAGCCAGCUUCUCCGCUUUCCAGGACUGGUCGACCAAGCGUGUGAUGAACUCGAUUCUCAACCUUCUACCAUCAGAGGCUUUGGUUUUACGUGAUGGAAAACUCACACGCAUCCCUGCCACCGACCUUGUAGCCGGUGACAUUGUCCAGAUCAGUAUUGGGAAUAAGGUCCCUGCUGAUAUGCGCCUGCUCCAAACUUCAGGCGAUGUCCGUUUCGACCGUGCUAUCCUUACUGGUGAAUCUGACGAGGUCGAUGGAGCCAUCGACUCCACCGAUGCCAAUUUUCUCGAGACUCGUAAUAUCGCUCUGAUGGGAACUCUCGUCACCAAUGGAAAUGCCACCGGCAUCGUGGUGCUGACUGGAGGCCGCUCAGUUAUGGGCCGGAUCGCCAAAAUGACAGCCGGGGUCAAGCAAAAACCCACUCUGAUCCAGAAGGAGAUUAGUCGCUUCGUUACUAUCAUCAUUUGUUUGACCAUUUGCUUGGCUUUGCUGAUCCUUUUCGCUUGGGUCGGAUGGCUUCACAAGGACCACAAAUCCUACAUGAGCGUAGUAGCCAUGCUGAACAAUGUCAUGGGCUGCGUGGUGGCCUUCAUUCCCGAAGGUAUGCCCGUUGGUGUCGCUCUGACCUUGAUGAUGGUUGCCAGACAUAUGAAGGCGACCAAUAUCUUGCCAAAGGGCCUUGCAACAGUCGAGACUCUAGGAUGCGUUAACGUGAUCUGCUCGGACAAGACUGGGACCCUGACCCAGAACCGCAUGUUUGUCAAAUCGCUGGGGAUGGUGGACGGAGAGUUCAGCGUUGAUGACUUGCGGAGCCACAUGGAUGAGUCCGAAGCCCUGAGAAACAUGCUCCGGGCGUCUGUCCUGUGCAAUGAUGCCAAUUUCGAUUCGGAAACUUUGAAUCUGCCAAUCCAUGAGCGUGUUGUCAAUGGCAAUGCAACCGAUGCCGCUGUGCUUCGCCUGGCCGACAGUGCCGGUGUUGCCUCCCCAGCAAGCCUCGCGCCAUAUGAGCGUGUCCACCAAAUUCCUUUCAACUCGAAAAAUAAGUGGAUGCUCACAAUGCACCGUGACCCCAGCAUUAGUAAGGGCUACAUGAUCUACGUCAAGGGUGCACCCGAUGUUUUGCUGGACCGAUGCUCCACUUUCUACUCUGCUGUCGACCACGCCAUUCGUCCCCUGGACCGAGAAGCCCGUAAAAAGCUAUCCGCCUUUCAAGCCAAGCUGUCACGUCGAGCGGAACGUGUCAUUGUCCUUUGCCAGCGCCGCUAUGACCCCAUUCACGCGGUUGGAUCCAAUGGGUUCAGUGACGAAAUGCUGGACUCCGGCGUCCAGGAUCUGACUAUCAUCGGUAUCUUUGGUAUCAUUGAUCCGCCUAGACCGGAGACAGCCCAGACCGUUGCAGCCUGCCGCCGAGCUGGCAUCCGGUUCUUCAUGGUUACCGGCGACUUUGGCCUGACUGCUGCUGCGAUUGCUCGAGACAUCGGGAUCUACGAGGGUGAUGUUGAACCAGACACUGUUGAUGAUCUCAACGCUGCAUUUCAGAAAGAGGACCAAGCGUCCCUUUCGUUGUCCCGCAAAAGCCUGCUUCUGGAGGGCUCCAGUCUUUCUGCCCUUACCCAGGAACAAUGGUCUACUGUUUGCGAGUAUGAAGAAAUUGUGUUUGCUCGAACUAGCCCAGAGCAGAAGUUGCGCAUUGUCUCCGAGCUCCAGGCCAACGGGAACACUGUUGCAGUCACUGGCGAUGGCGUUAACGAUGCUCCUGCUCUACGGUCAGCCAACGUCGGUGUCGCUAUUGGAUCGGGCAGUGAUGUUGCGAUUGAAGCUGCUGACUUGGUCCUGCUUGAUCGGUUCGACUCCAUCAUCGAAGCUAUCCGCUUGGGUCGCUUGGUCUUCCAGAACCUUCAGAAGGUGAUUGCCUAUCUUCUUCCAGCUGGUAGUUGGUCUGAAAUCUGGCCUGUGAUCAUGAACGUCUUCUUCGGCGUCCCUUCCCCGCUGAGCUCAUUCUUGAUGAUCAUCAUUUGUGUCUUUACCGAUCUUUUCCUAUCUCUUUCACUGAUCAUGGAGAAGGAGGAAUUCGACCUCAUGAGCAUUCCACCUCGCCGUCCCAAGAAAGACCAUCUGAUCAACUUCCGCAUCUACGGCCAGGCCUAUCUCUUCGUUGGUGUGAUGGAAGCCUUCAGUGCCCAUGCUAUGUUCUUCCUCUACAUGUGGCAAGCCGCCGGGAUUCCGUUCAACGACCUAAUUUUCGCUUUUGAGAAAUACACCGCUGGUUUCCAUGGGUACACGCAAGAUGAGCUCAACCACUUCAACUACGUCGGUCAAUGUGUCUACUUUGUUACCCUGGUCAUCAUGCAAUGGGGCAACAUCCUUUCAGUGCGCAGCAAGCGGAUGUCAAUUCUCCAGGCUGAUCCGAUCCGCCCUGCCCGUCGCAAUCCAUGGCUCCCACUUGCCAUGCUUAUCUCCCUGGUGAUUGCCAUCUUCGUGACCGAGGAGCCUGGUCUGCAGAGUCUGUUCUUGACAGCUUCGGUUCCCAUCAAGUGGUGGUUCAUUCCACUCGGUCUUGCGGUCGGUAUUCUUUGCAUGGAUGAGCUGCGCAAGUUGCUAGUUCGCUUGUUCCCCAAGGGCCCGGUCGCUUGGGUGUCGUGGUAG